This is a messenger RNA of Portunus trituberculatus (swimming crab), 2530 nucleotides long. Its product is annotated as WD repeat-containing protein 86-like. Lineage: Eukaryota; Metazoa; Arthropoda; Malacostraca; Decapoda; Portunidae. Bases 698 to 1903 code for a protein of 401 amino acids. The record is from RefSeq and is a predicted model, not a curated record. The transcript has 9 exons. Gene Ontology annotation, molecular function: protein binding.
CACACACACACACACACACACACACACACACGUUCUGUACUUACUCUUGUUUACUAAUUCGUCUCUUGGCUACAUUGAUUACUUUACCUACUUCUCACCUGCUCCUCAUGCACUCACCUGGCCGCCGACCUACUGGAACACGCGUCCUCACCUGCUGACUUGCUGACUUGCUGACUUGCUGAGUGGAUGUACUUGCUGGCUCGGAUCUACUAACGGUGACUUAGUGACUUUUUUCCUGCUGAUCUGCUGACUUGUUUACUGAUUUGUUUUCUUGUUGAUUUACUGAGUUUUUUGCUGAUUUGCUGAUUUGUUGACUCGCUUUCUCACUGAUUUUCUGGUUUUAUUGACUUUUUCUUACUGAUUUACUGAUUUACUGACUUUCUAAUUUACUGACUCAUUCUCUUGCUGACUCCAUUUACUGACUCGUUUCCCUUGCUGACUUUCUAAUUUACUGACUUAUUCUCGUGCUGACUCCAUUUACUGACUCGUGUUUUUGACCUUUUUAUUUUUGCUGACUAAAUUUGUGACACACCAAAUUUGAUCUUACUAUUCUGACUUACUGACUGCUGACUUGUGGACUUCCUGACUGGUUAUCUGCUGACUCAAUAAGGUGCUGGUUCGAGUGCUGAGCUGGUGCUGACGGGUUGCUGAAUGCGAAUGUGCUGAUUUUGGUCUACCUGAAGGCUCAGCGCACAACAUGGGUUGUCAGGGAAGCAAGGGGCGCGUGGAUGCAGAGGCCAAUAAGUACCUUCUGGAGACGGUGACGGGGCACACAGACUCAAUCAACUGCAUGGUGUUGUCUGAGGAUGAGUCUGUGCUGGUGACGGGCGAUGAUAAGGAGGCGAGGCUGUGGGACGUGGAGGGAGGACAAGGCGGGCCGACGGAAGCUAUGGGGUCAUUGAAAGGACACACCAGCUACGUGACAUCCGUGGACGUCUCUGGGGUGUACGUGGUGACGGGCUCCAGUGACUGCACCGUCAAGAAGUGGGACAUGACCACGUGCGAGUGUUGCUUCACUUACGAAGGCCACAAGGGGAAGGUGAUGCGGGUGAUCUGCACAGGUGAAUACAUCAUUAGCUCCUCCAGCGACAAGACCGCCAAAGUGUGGAUUUUUGACACCUCGGAUAUCAAACCUGAGGCGAAGCAGAGGUGUUGUGUGCGCACUUUGGAGGGGCAUACGAUGGGCGUGCACCCGAUCAUCUACAUCCCGGCGAAGGAGUCCAGCACGGGCGGCGAGAAGGCGAGGAAGGAAGAGUAUGAGGAGAACAGUGAGGACGACAUGAACGACGUGCUGAACGAGGAGUUGGUGGUGACCGGCAGUGCUGACAACACCGCUCGUCUCUGGGCCAUCAGCACCGGGGACUGUUUGGUGACGUACAGGGACCACCGCGCGGCUAUCAUGACCAUGGCCACCGACAAGGAGGUCAGGAUUCUCUUCACUGGCAGCGCUGACACCACUAUACGCUCCUACGAGAUCCGCACAGGCCGCCCACUCAAGGUGUUCCGUGGCCACAACCAUCCCGUGAUCUGCAUGUCCGUGGUAAACCAGCUGAUGUACACAGGGGACACUGGAGGGACGGCCAAGUGCUGGGUGUGGCGCUACGGAGACAACACGUGUGACUACAAGGGACACAAGCACACGGUCACCUGUAUCAAGUUUCAUCAAGGGAUAGUGUACACAGGCUGCGGAGAUGGGGUGGUCAGGGUUUUCGACGCCAAGAUGGGAGCUCUACGACAAGCCUUCAAGCGGGAGGAGAGUGAAGGCGCCGGGGCUGUGGUGGUGAACUGUCUGACGGUGUGCGGAGGCAAGCUCUACUCCGGCAGCCACGACGGGAUAAUGAGGGUGUGGGACGUGAGCUCCUGGGUCAAUGGAGGGAAAAAUGAGAAGGAAAAGGAAGCGUGAAGAUUAAAAGUGAAGAAGGAAGAACAUUAGAAGGUGUGAACUAACCCAGAACGGAAGAGGAAUGAUAGAAGAAAAGAAGAUAAAUUUGGGAAUAGGAAAACAAAAGAGAAUAUAACACCAGAAAAUGUAACAGAACGAAAGAGAACGUAAAAAAGGAAAAAAAGAAGAAAAAGAGAAAUAAGAGAAUGUGCAAGAGCAACAGAAGAAUAGAAGAGAGAGGUGAAUGGAAGAGAUGGACCCCAAGAACCAGAGAACCAACGUCUCAAACUUCUGAGCAAACUUGGCAGGGACAUUUGAUUGGAGGUUGUAAUGCAGGACGUGGAAUUGAUCAAGUCCCUCCUCAAAGAGAAGUGAGGGAGAAAACGAUUCCGGUUUUAUGGUAAUCUUACUUAAUUUUACGCCCUGCCUCGAUGUAGCCUUUGUGAAUUGUGAUGCCUUCUCUCUUGCUUUCCUUGUCUUACUAAUGGGUGUGACUUGAGUGGUGUUACUAAUAGGGUACGUGAUAUGAAUGAUGGUUUUUAGUCUAGCAUCUGAAGUCUUUUAUCUUUAUUUUUUUUUGUUUAUUUAAUCCCUUCAGUAGCAGAACACGUUUUCGUAUUUAUUCUCCUUACUAUUUGGUGAUUUUAA